Hippoglossus stenolepis (Pacific halibut) is the source of this 1820-nucleotide messenger RNA. RefSeq names its product coiled-coil domain containing 28A (gene ccdc28a). The record is from RefSeq and is a predicted model, not a curated record. The transcript is spliced from 6 exons. The coding region runs from base 181 to 753 and encodes 190 amino acids. NCBI's taxonomy places the organism in Eukaryota, Metazoa, Chordata, Actinopteri, Pleuronectiformes, Pleuronectidae.
CACCCACCAAAACAGGAAGUGUGCACUUUUAGUUUGCAGGCUAGUUAGCCAGCUAGCCUGCUGCUAGCUACACAGGGAGGUCGCAGUGAUCCAGGAAAUGUUUUAAUCGUGUUGACAACCGGCCAGUGUCCCCGCUAACAACGGUUUUAGUCGGAUGCAACUGCACCGUAACAUGAAGUCAUGGAGGAGCGGAAGCUAAAGAGAAAAAGCCCCAGGACCACCUCCACCAGCACCCCGGCUCCGACCGGGGGCUCUGGCCGGAAGAGCAGCGCUUCCACCGGGGGAAGGCGCGUCGGCUCCGGCUUCAACGCAGGAACCAACCAGAAGAGCAAGAGGAGGGGAGUCAGAGACAAAGCCAGGUGUCAGGCGGGUUCGGGGACUAAACCGACUCAGAACCAGGGCCAAGGGGCACCGAUCAUCCAGCACUCCUUUCUGACGGAUGUGUCGGACGUGCAGGAGAUGGAGAAGGGCCUGCUCGGUCUCCUCAAUGACUUCCACUCAGGGAAACUACAAGCCUUUGGCAACGAGUGCUCCAUCGGCCAGAUGGAGCAAGUGAGAGAGAUGCAGGAGAAGCUGGCCCGCUUGCACUUUGACCUCUAUGGCGAGGUGGACGAGAUGCCGGAGGACCAGAGGAAAACGGCCUGUGACACCAACAUGGACAAUUUACUUCAAAAUCUCGAGGAGCUGAGUUCUUCAAUUCAGAAGCUGAAUCUCGCCGAUUCCCAAGAGAUCCCGAGGACUGCCAGCAUAUGACUUCCUCUCCUCUGUCGUUUCUCAACCUCGUCUGAUCGAUUUGUAUUAUGCCACACACAGAGGAGGCGGAGUUAAAGCUGCUCACCAGCGUUCCCCGUCUGCACAGCGCGAUGGAUGUAUUGUAAGAUGUCCGAAUAAGGAUGCACCGACAGCUUUGCUUUUACUGCAACAGUGAUUGCGAAAUACAGUGUUUGUAGGAAAUAGCUCAGAGUAAUGAGAGUACAGUAUAUUUUCCACAGUGGCUUUGGUGCAUCCCUAUUGUGGCUUCUUUAAAGUCAAGUUGUAGUCAGUUCCCUUGUUUCCAAACAGUCUGCGUUUGCAAUUCUUUGCUUAACCAAAGUGAAGCUGACGAUUGGAAUCGAGCCGACUGCAAACUUUAGAUUUUUUUUGUAAACUCACUCUGCACUUUGUCGCAUAUCUUGUCACAGGGGGGGAGCCGUGUCUGUCACGUCACUCACGCAGCACCCGCCGCUACAGGUUUGAACAUAGAACCUAAAACAACAUAGAACCUAAAACCCAAGUAUAGGUCUGAUCUGUGAGAUUGUAAAAAGCUCAAAUAUAUUUCACAAUGUCGUAGUUGAAUUCUUAAAAUCAGCCAAAAAUAACAUUUGACACGAGAAACUUUACUAAAUGUCCAGUCUGUAAUUUUUGCAUUUGAUUUCUUGCUACAUUGUGAGUGGCCUGAUUUCACCUCCAGCACGCUGCUCGCUCAGUGUUGAAUAUAUUUGCACAUAUCCAUGCAACAUGCUAAACCCACUCAUCGGUGUUGUGUUGGUCGGACACUUUAGGAGACGGAUUAAUCCAAAUGUCGACACCACACCCAGGCCUUAACUUUUUGAUUUAAUCAUGUUUGCCUUGUCUAACCUGUUGAUAGACCACGUAGGCUCAGAUUCUGAUGAUGUAAUAAUUUUGAUCCUGCUUUUUGAUUGUAAAUCCAACCUUAUUCUUUCACAUCAUAUUUUAACCAGUGUUGUUGGGGGGUGUGGGAGUAGUUUGAAGGGUUUUACUGUUUUAACUGUUUGCUGGAUUUUGUUUUUAUGGACUUGUUAAUAAAUGUGUUGUCUGAC